AUGCUUCAAAAAGGCCUCCAUGAAGAUAUGAACUCUGUGCCAUGGCCCAUAUCCAACACAUUCAAUUGUCACUUGCCACAGUCUCAAGCUAGGACCAAUCACAUAAAUUUUAUUAUUCACCCUUCCUCCAGCCCUAUUACAUUGAACAUCAACUUAUGUUUGACCUGUGCAUCAAUACAUCACAACCCUCCUGAUGUUGGCACGUUGAGUCUGAGACAACCCCCAUCAGAGGGUGCUGUAGCUAGUGUUCGCAAGUUCAGUUCAGUCUGGUUUUUUGCCCCCAAAACGCGCAACCGUGGACCGCAACCGGUCUAG
Molecule: messenger RNA, 315 nt
Organism: Laccaria bicolor S238N-H82
Lineage: Eukaryota; Fungi; Basidiomycota; Agaricomycetes; Agaricales; Hydnangiaceae
Exons: 2
Coding region: 1-315 (104 amino acids)
Source: RefSeq, a predicted model, not a curated record